AUGGCGGACGCUUUUUAUCUCCGUUAUUAUGUUGGACAUAGAGGCAAAUUUGGUCAUGAAUUUUUAGAAUUCGAGUUCAGACCGGAUGGUAAAUUGCGUUAUGCGAAUAACUCUAACUACAAAAAUGACACAAUGAUUCGAAAGGAGGCCACCGUCAGCAAAGCGGUUAUGGAAGAACUGAAGCGAAUAAUCAUUGACAGUGACAUAAUGAAUGAGGAUGAUGCCAACUGGCCCACUCCGGAUCGUGUUGGCCGCCAGGAGUUGGAGAUUGUAUGUGGAGAUGAGCAUAUUUCCUUCACGACCUCGAAAAUAGGAUCCUUAAUUGAAAUCAAUAACUGCAAGGACCCUGGAGGAUUGCACACAUUCUACUACUUGGUACAGGAUUUGAAAUGCUUAGUUUUCUCCCUCAUCGGACUUCACUUUAAGAUAAAACCCAUAUAA
This is a messenger RNA of Hydatigera taeniaeformis, 441 nucleotides long. NCBI's taxonomy places the organism in Eukaryota, Metazoa, Platyhelminthes, Cestoda, Cyclophyllidea, Taeniidae. The record is from the annotation of a GenBank genome assembly.